Messenger RNA from Nymphaea colorata (pocket water lily), 2819 nucleotides. RefSeq names its product heavy metal-associated isoprenylated plant protein 5-like. Bases 1890 to 2471 code for a protein of 193 amino acids. The transcript has 7 exons. The record is from RefSeq and is a predicted model, not a curated record. NCBI's taxonomy places the organism in Eukaryota, Viridiplantae, Streptophyta, Magnoliopsida, Nymphaeales, Nymphaeaceae. Gene Ontology annotation, molecular function: phosphatidate phosphatase activity.
AAGUUGAAGGAAAGGAAGUACGAGAUCUAGACCAUAUGGUGGGCUGUUGGAGGAAAGGAGGUGCCGACAUCCUCUCGCAUAAUGACCAAAGGGCCGUUGUUGAGCACAUUUCACCGGUUGGGACGAAACGAACCUCCCGGAAACUUUCUUCUCCCCGUUAGGGCUGGGUAGAGAGAGAACACUGAGCCACCCUCGUUCCUCUGCAGUUCGUCCCCAAUCUGUCUCCAGCGCUCUGGAGAUCUCCGUGAGAGGCGCGUCGCUCCUCCUAUGUCAUCUUCUCCUCUUCUGAUUUUGAGGCCGAGUCGGAGUGCGUAGUAAUCUCGUCUGCAGCAGCGAACCCUUCCUGAUGUUCGCCAAAUCAGUCAAAAUGUAUACAGCAAGGAGGAAAAUUCAGAAAAACAAGGGUGUUGAUCCUUCUGUGUUUGAGCCUUGAGGAGACAGUUGCACGGGUUAAGAAUGUGAACUGUGUGGCUACUUUAAGGCAUGACUUGAAGCAUUCUAUCUAUCAGCUGUAACCAUUUCUCACCUUGCUGCUUUUUUUUACCUUCACAACACCAACCAGGAACUGAAAAGUGAUCUGAUCUGUUCAUCAACUCAGCUGCGUAAGGACUUCAUGUUUGUCUCUGCUAUAUCCUUGAUGAAGGCAUUUUUACUGGUAUCAAGUUACAAAAUUCUCAUCUUCAUGUGGAAUAGCACCCGCGUGGCCUUCACAAGGAACAGGUUUGGAGGAUCCGUGAAUAAGAUAAAGCAGGUCAGAGUCAAGGCAGAAAGACACAGACGAGGAAGGAGGGGUGCAUUACCUGAUCACUUCCUUCACUUCCUUAUUCUGCGGAGACAUUCUCUGGCCUUGUCUAUGGCCGCAUCAGCACCAUCCAUCCACCCAUCACUGUCAUCAUCGCCACCACCACCACUGUUGCUGCAUUCGCAAGCCCGUCCCUCAAUGACGAUCAACUCAGCGCCCAUUUCCCUACCAACGUCAAUGGAGUUGCUCUUUCUCGCGAUUCUGUAGGAGGACGAUUCUGUCAAGCAAAAUGUGGGAAAGUACUGGGACUUUCCCCAUUAAUUCUUGCCUUGAAAGGCCGAGGGCCUCAUCGACUUCCCAACAUCGCUGACGAGAACACAAACGAGGAUUGUGAGAUCAAGAUCAGCAUCAAGGGUGAGGACGAGAUCGGGAGAUGGACCAAGGAGGCGUUCGUCGCCACUGGAAUGCCAUCUUGCUCGACAAAGUGAAGGAGUACGUGAAGGCGAUGAAGAAGCAAGCACCAAAGAAGGAAGGUUUUGAUUAUCUGUCGUUGUUUCUAGUUGUUUUUUUUUUUUUCCGUUAAUGAUAACAUCGGCAAUUAACUGUAUGAAUGGUCUAAACUUGUAGCCUGUAGGUGCUUUCACUUUCUUUUUUUGCUCUGGAAGGCAAAUAAAAUUGUCUGAAAUGCUGCUAAGGUAAGGGCCAUAUGCAAAUGAUUGGUAGACAUUAUUUGUUUGUUUAUUUCUCAAUUCUAUGCUUUGAUAGUUUUAUGCUGAAUUGCUGGAAUAAGUAAUGGAUGAAACUAACAAUUAGCUUUGAUUGUUUUUCUAGUCUGUGUCUGGUGUAUGGCAUUUUCACUGCAAUGCACCAAUACCUAGAACUACCACUCUUCCAUGUAAAAAAAGUCUGUCAAUACCUAGACCUACCACUCUUCCAUGUAAAAGUCUGCCAGGUAAGCAGUCUCCAUUCUAUUGCUUUUGCAUUAUAUUAAUUUAUUUCUGUGGAUUUACGAUGGUAAUUUGUUUCUUUUUUACUUCACUUGGGGUAAUGGCUUUUUGACUAAUAGGAUAUGAGUUUAAUAGGUUGUUUCUUCAGUGUUUUCUGCCAGAUUUAAUUUUCUUUGAGAGGUGCUGCCAACAAUUUAAUUAUGUUCGGCUUGUUAUGUGAGAUCUUCAAGCAUGACUUGUUAUUUGAUUGGAUUUUGUUUAUGAUUAGGACUGAAUACAGAUCAGUGAUGAACUAUAACGGGUUACUGUGGAAAAAACGCCCGUAUCACACGUCGCUGGCACGGCGCCAGAGCGCAAGAGAUGGAUUAACCUCUUCUGCUAUAUUAGCGCAAGAGAUGGCUCAAUCUCUGCAGCUUCACCCUUUUUGUCAUAUAAUACAGCUAUGGCGCUUUGACUUCUGGUGCCAGAGAGACACUGAUGAGCUCAGCUACAGGAAGAUUGGUAUACCAAAAGGAAAAAUAUUUAUUAUAAAGCCCAAGGGUGAAGUGGCCAUUGAUAAUUGCGUUGAUUCAAGGUCAUAUUGUUCUUUGCAUACGCUAGUGAAUGAUAUGUUCCCCCCAACGUCUCCGGAGCAGCCUGCAGGAAGGAGGUCGGAGACUCGGAAGAAAAGAGGAAGGAGGUCGGAGACUCGGAAGAAAAGAGGAAGGAGGUCGGAGACUCGGAAGAAAAGAGGAGAGAGUCAGAACUCGCAGCACGGCAGCAGCGGGUUCGAUGUUGGUUGAUCGACAGGGCCAAGAUGGUCUCUGAACCUGCCAUCAACAGCUUUGAGGUCGAGACCGGUGGUUUUAUCAGCAUCUUCUUCCUCUGCUUUUGUCAUGGUGCCGGGCCAUUCCUAGUUACCGUGUAAGAUCAUCGAGUCAAUGACUAAAUAGGAGGAGAAAAAUGUUGUUUACUGAAGCCGUGGGACGAUGAAGGCCUCACUGCUAGAUUCUGUUCAUAUUCUAAUGAUUUCUCCUGCGCAGCAGCACAGGCAUUUAUUCAUUGCAGUACAGCUACAGUUUUUUUUGUUGUGAGGUCUGAACCCAAGGGUUUUCGCCCUUGCGAUCGUGGAAGGAUGCUUUUUUUUGUUG